This is a messenger RNA of Passer montanus (Eurasian tree sparrow), 4537 nucleotides long. RefSeq names its product sosondowah ankyrin repeat domain family member C (gene SOWAHC). The record is from RefSeq and is a predicted model, not a curated record. Gene Ontology annotation, molecular function: protein binding. Bases 132 to 1412 code for a protein of 426 amino acids. The transcript has a single exon. Lineage: Eukaryota; Metazoa; Chordata; Aves; Passeriformes; Passeridae.
UGCUGCCGCCGGGAGGAGGGGCUCGGGCAGCAGCGGCUCUACCGCGCCCGCACCACCACUGCCACCACCAUCUCCAGCAGCGGCAGUAGCAGCAGGAGGAGCUCCGGCGGCGCGAUGGGGUAGCGGCGGCGAUGGCGGAGCCGGCGGAGCUGCAGCAGGAGUCCGUGGUGCGGUUUCUGGCGGCGCGGGGCGGGCGGGCGCGCAACGCGGAGCUGCUGGAGCAUUUCCGGGACUGGCUGAACCCCGCGGAUCCCUCCCGCCGCGCCGCCGCCCGGCAUCGCUUCAAGGAGCUGGUCAACGCAGUGGCCACCGUGCGCCAGGAGCCCGGCACCGGCGUCAAGUACGUGCACCUCUGCCGCCGGUACUGCGCCCCCGAGGCCGCCGCCCCCCUGACCCCCGGGGAGCAGGAGCCGGCGGCGGAGAAUAGCGCGAAGCAGCCGAGCCCGCCGCCCUCCCCACGGGCAGGCGCUGAGGAGACGCCGCCGGCAACAGGCGAGGAUGCCGGCAGCCGCCCGCAGCGGGAGGCGGCGCGGGGCAGCUCCCCUCAGAUGAAGCGCGGCGCCCUGCCCGGCGGGGGCCGCGGCCGCGACUCGGACAGCGCCUCGGUGGCCUCGUCCUCCGCCGAGGAGGAGGGCAGCACCACCGGCUCCGUGGCACUGGACCCCCUGGAGCACGCCUGGAUGCUGUCGGCCUCGGACGGGCGGUGGGAGAGCCUGGAGGGGCUGCUGAGCUGCGAGCCGGCGCUGCUCUGCAAGCGGGACUUUAUCACCGGCUUCACAGUGCUGCACUGGGCCGCCAAGCACGGGCGGCAGGAGCUGCUGGCCACGCUGGUCAACUUCGCCCAGCGGCACGGGCUGCCCGUGGACAUCAACGCCCGCACGAGCGGCGGGCACACGGCGCUGCACAUCGCCGCCAUGCACGGCCACGCCGAGGUCGUGAAGCUGCUGGUGGGAGCCUACGACGCCGACGUGGACAUCCGCGACUACAGCGGGCGCAAGGCCGCGCAGUACCUGCAACAGGGCACCUCGGGGGACAUGCGGAACCUCGUGGGGGCCCUGGAGGAGGAGGAGGAGGAGGAGGAAGGGAAUGCUGGCAAUGGGAGCGGGCGCUGGAGGCUCUCCAAGGUGUUGCCAUCUAAUCUCAUGAACUACCGGCUCUCCCACCACCACCACGGCUCUGGGGAGGAAGCUGAAGGUACCGAUGGGGCAGCGGUGCAGGGCAAAGGCAAGGAGAUGUCCAGGAAAGCCUCUGGCAGCGGACGGAUGAAGCCUCGGCUUAAUAAGAUCCGCUUCAGGACUCAGAUCAUCCACAACACGCCCUCCUUUCGUGGUGACGCUGAGGAGGAAGAGCAUGAGGAGAAAUCCCUGAAAUCAUCAUUCAAGCUGAGGCCGAAGUCCAAUGUGUUUGGAUAAGGCCAGGCAGCAGGAGGUCUGGGAGGUGGAUGCACGGACCAAAGUGCCCUCAGGUGUAGCACAGAAGGUGAGGCAGGUACGAGUGGGUGCUCGUCUACACUCGUGGACUCUGCCAGAAGGGUCCUGAGUAUCUUGCUUUAACUCCCAGCUCGGUGUGGUCAGUGAGCCCAGCAGGUCAGCAGGGCUCUGGGAGCUCACAGCUCCUGGGAGCAGCUGCUUCAGCCAGGCCCUCGGUGCUGAAAUGGAGGCAGUGGGUGGGUUGAGAAACACUGGGGUGUUUAAAAGCUGUGCUCCUUUCUCUCUAAAAGCAGGCUUUGGGAUCGUAAACCUGUGUUAGUGGAUCUACUAGGAUUAGUGAAGUGAGUGGGGGAAAGAAAAGUGCAAAUGCUUUACUCUUACAUUAUCAACUGGUACUAUAAACUAUCAUCAAACAACUUGCUAUGACAGAAGAACACCUCAGUAAUAUACAAGUAUACCUUAAGUUUCUCUUUAACAGCAAUACCACCUGGCACAGUGUGGAGUUGGGUACACAAAAUGAGAUGGUACAGAAUGGUUUCCUGUCAGAAUCCAAGCUUCAAUCCAUCAAAGAGUUGAGCCUGUGUUGACUUUAUGCAUUGAAAAUUGCUUAAUUUGACAUCAUGAAUAUAUUAUUUAAAAAAGUAAUAAUCCAUUGCACUGCAAGCAAUGAAUAAAGUUAACCACGUGCAGAAGUCUUUGCUGUCUGAGGUACUACUGAGCUUGCUUAUUGCUGUUGGAAUACUAAUACAAGAUAAUAGAAGCAAAGAGUUUUUAUAUAUAUUUGGUAUCUUAUGUUUUGUCUUAGGCAAAGCAAUUUUAUUUUAAUCACUGUGAAUUCUCAAGUGCCAGACCUAGCGCAGUUCCAGUUAUUAAGUCUGGUCAAUUCAUGUUAAUGUUCUCUGUGUAACUCACUGCAUUUAAAAAUCAGAAAAUCGUGUUGUAUGUGUUACCUGUGAAAGUUGUUCUCUAUUAGAAUAAAAGGGCACAGACACCAUUGCAUGAAACCUUCAUGAAACUCUAAUACAGUUCUGUAAUGUAAUAGCUACAGGUCUGUGUUCGCUGGUAACUUUGUGCCAAUCCCAUCAAUUUACACUGUGUAGAAAUAGAGAAAAAAGGGGAAGAAAACAAAAAAAUGGAAGGUGUGUGAAUUCAUGCAUAGGGUGAAAAACUAGAGCUCCAAAACUCAAUCCCUGUUAUCAUUCUGAAUGAAACAGCAUAAUUACAUAUUCUAGUUAAGUGGUGGCAGUGGUGUUUGAGUUCUUUUAAACCUAUAUUUCUAGAGAAGUGAUAGCCAAGGCUUUGAACUGUUGUUUGACAGCCUAGUAAGUCUUAAUCUGAUUGACGAGCCUAUCCGUCUGCUAAAGCUUUCGGAAACCUUGAAUCUUGUUUCUCUGCUUUAAAGGUAGCAGCUCCAGUGAAAUCUAGGAGGCAGAUUUAUAUCCAUAUUCAGCUUUCCUUAAGAGCUGAGAUAUUGAGCUGCCCCUGGAUCCUGCUCAGUGUAGCAGCUCAUCUGUGUUUAGUUGUUAAGGUAUGGCCAGUUUCAAUGCAGCAUUUGUCAAAGCACGUUUUGAGUUGGCUUCCUUUAGAUGCAUGUGCGUGCCUGGCCUGUAGUUAACCAAAAGUAGAUAAGCUUUGACAUGUUAAAAUCCAAAUUUGAAACACUGAUUAAAUGCAUGCCACAAGCUGUAGAACACCUCACAGGAAAACUGCUGCUGGGAGUGUGCACUUUUGAGGUAACAGCUGGCUCUCUGUGGCUGUUGCUAGUGACUUCUGUUUCUUGUAGCGACGGGAAGGAAGUGCUACUGAUGCAUUGGCAUCAGACUUUCCAUGCAGAUAAACAACCAGUUUCUGCACUUCAUGGCAAGACCUAAUAAAUGACAGUGUUUGCACAGGCAUGCAAGUGACACUUAACUAUUUCUGAAAACAAACUGCGUUAAAAAUAAUACAGAACCUCUGCGUAGGUGCUGGUCAUUACUUCUGUGCAAAAAGACUAGAGAUUAUAGAGAGGUUCAGCUUUAGUUUACAAUUUAUAAGCUAUAAUGUUAUAGAUUUCAUGUGCCUUCAUUUUGGGUUGGUUGCCUCAAAUGCAAUGGAUAAAAUCAGUCUUGCAAAGCACUUUUUCUUUAUGUCUGUGAGACAGGACCAGAAAUUUCCCCUUAGUCCUCCCUGUUUAAACUGUACUCCUGUACAGUGGGGUGUCUGAAACAGGGAGGAUUAACCAUACAUGUUAUGAUGUAGAGCUAAUUCUGUUGUAACAGAAAAGAUAAUUAGAUGCCUAUGUCUUAAACUUUUCUCUGCAAGAUAAAUAGGUUUUUAGACUUCUGUAGGAAGGAAGUUUUCUGACUGAACACUUAAAAUGUGAGUAUUCCUCAGUAUGGGCACAUCUGAAUUGAGUACGUAUUCCAUGCAACUACUGAUGUCCAAACUUUAUUAAAGUUGUUUUCUGCUUUGAGAGUUUAUAGUUCUUUCAUACAGGCUGUUGGGUGAAUUAUGUCUCUCUUCACAUGCAAGUAGCAAAGAAUUGCACAAAAAUACCAAGUCUUAACAGCUAUUAGGUUCUAGGGAAACAAUUUUAGGGUUUUGAAUAGAGCAUAUCUUGGAUUUUAAGAGAGUAACUGGAAUAUAAUGUUACAUAAUACAGUAGAACUUUGCAAAUUAUUAAGGAAACUUGAAAAAUGAUGAGAAGAUGCCUCAUUUAUAUCAUUAUUUGAAGUAUCAAAGUGAAAUUGCUGGUCCACUGAUACUGUUUAGCUGUCAGUUAAUGAAAUUUCACCAUAAUGGUCGGAAGGUUUUUGCAACAGAGCAAAUAUCUCUUUUGGUGUUUGAGAUAUACAAAAGAAUGGCUGGAUAACCACUCGUGUCUCUCUGCGCUAUGGGAAUAAAGCACUUUGAUUUCACAUUAUGACUUGUCACAUUCCACAUGGUUACUUUUUAUAAUAUGACCUAAAACUUAAUGGGUUUUUUUUGAGGUAAGAAAGACUUGAUGCCCUAUUUCAGUAUAUUUGCAGUCUAAAGUCUCAAGUGUGCUUGAGUCAAAUAUUUUGGAUACAUUGCCUAGAAAGAUGUGACUGAAAUGUGACUGAAAUAAAGUUCUGUGGUACAGAAAA